ACCACUUUCCCUUUAAUCAAUUUGAUCACACAACUUUGCUUCCUCGUCUCAAAUCCCAAGAUCGAUCCAACUUCUUCUUCACUAGUUUCUUUCUGAUCAUCUCUCUCCAAUCUCUCUCACAUGGCAGAUACUGAUUACCAUGCUACUAAAAACCCAAUAACCGAUACCACCUCUCCGACGACGUCGUCUCUGAAGCUUUUUGGCAUUAACAUUAACAAAGUUUCAGAAUCUGAGGCCGCGAACGCCGGCAACGAUCGCCGGAAAUACGAGUGCCAGUAUUGCUGUCGUGAGUUUGCCAAUUCACAAGCACUUGGAGGCCAUCAAAACGCGCACAAGAAAGAAAGGCAGCUUCUAAAGCGAGCUCAAAUGCAAGCUGCUCGUACUGCUUUUGCUGCCUCUCAUAGUUAUAUUCAUCAUCAUAACCCUAUCAUAUUACCUCCGCCUGAUAUCCUCACCGGAUUGCCGCCUCCGCCUCCGCCACCGCCAUCGCCAUUGCCGACUCCAUCGGCGAUGUAUCAUUCCGGGGCGUUCGGUGUGUGUGCCUCUUCUGGUUUUGCAGGUUUGCCUGCAGAUCCUUCACGACCCUCUUCCAUGGCGCCGGCGUACGGUGGCUUUAACAGCAGCGAUGGGGGUGAACGAGGCUUCAGUUUGGAUUUGCAACUUCGUCUAUGAGUGAGAAGCAUUGAAAUUGAGAUACAAGAUGCGAACAUUGCAACACAAUAAGGUUAUUAUGUAAAGUUUAAGUAUCUUGUCGUUGUUGAAAUGAGUGUCUGGUUAUUAAAUUUCUUACUCAAAGAAUACGCCUGGUUGAGUUUUUAAUUAUAAAUUAAAUUUUCCACAAGUCGAAAUCAAACUUAGAAAUUAUAUAUUUUUCUUUUUUUUUAACGUGCUUUUUUGUUCCACCCUUUCCCCUAGUCUGUCAUAUGAUUAAUUAGUUUCGAGGAACUACCAUAAGGAAAGAAAGCAAUGGGAGAGA
Messenger RNA from Prosopis cineraria, 976 nucleotides. RefSeq names its product zinc finger protein 6-like. The transcript has a single exon. Lineage: Eukaryota; Viridiplantae; Streptophyta; Magnoliopsida; Fabales; Fabaceae. Gene Ontology annotation, cellular component: nucleus. Gene Ontology annotation, molecular function: DNA-binding transcription factor activity; transcription cis-regulatory region binding. Gene Ontology annotation, biological process: trichome differentiation; cytokinin-activated signaling pathway; trichome morphogenesis. Bases 121 to 672 code for a protein of 183 amino acids. The record is from RefSeq and is a predicted model, not a curated record.